GGAGUCCAAACUACUUCAGCUGACAUGAAGGUCUGGAGAUUGUGUCUGUUGUCCAUCGUUCUGCUCCUGAGUCCCUCUCUGGGGGAGGACACAGUGUCAGAAGACAUCGGUGUCCAUCAGCUGGAGCGUUUAACGGAGCUGCUGACGUCGAAGGAGUGCGAGGACCUUCUGCUCGCCCUCUCCCACCCGGAGCAGAACAUCUUCCUGCAGCUCGAGCGCCUCUCGCCAGAAAACAAUCGACUGGAUCUUAAUCCUCGAGACAAGAGAGACGCGUCUUCUGCAGCGGAUCGGGAGGCUCAGUGCCGGGCGGCCCUGACAGACUGGCUGCUGGCGCACGGCGAGCAGACCUACUACGACAGGCUCACUCGCGCCUUGCAGCACAUCGGCAGAACAGACAUUGCCAUCGAAGUGGGGAAGAACAUCAACCAGGACAAAGCCUUGAACCUGAGACGCUUCGUUGAAGACUAUCACAAAUACGUUGAGUCUUUAAAUCUCCCGCAGAAACGAUCAGACACAAAGGACCAGCAGCGCACAGACCAGAGGGUCAGGAGGAGAGUAAGGGAUCUGACGUGGCGGGACCUGGAUCUGAUCGUGGAGCGGGCCCCUGUCGAUGAGUACCAGAAGGGGCCUCUGGACGUGGCUCUGCCCCUCUUGUAUGGCAUCCUGCUGGGCUUCGGAGGCACCUUGCUCUUGGGCGUCUCUGUACUUGUCAUCAUCAUACACUUCUCGUGUAGAAACCAGCAGCGUCUCCCCCGGGUCACCAGCAGCACGCUCGUGGUUGGAGGUGAAACGCUGAACGAUGGAGCGACUGGGAAAUAA
Molecule: messenger RNA, 819 nt
Organism: Cottoperca gobio
Lineage: Eukaryota; Metazoa; Chordata; Actinopteri; Perciformes; Bovichtidae
Gene: tmdd1
Product: transmembrane and death domain 1
Exons: 5
Coding region: 25-819 (264 amino acids)
Biological process (GO): signal transduction
Molecular function (GO): protein binding
Source: RefSeq, a predicted model, not a curated record